AUGCCCAUUCAAUAUUUAACCUGUCUGCUGAGCUUGCAACCAGGGUGUCAUUUCCAACUCUCUGUGGUAUCUAAAGCUGAUGAGAAGCAAGUUAGUUCUCCUAGUCCUGCUCCUACUAAACAAGUGUCAGAGCUACAGGCCAUCCUAAACCUCCUCAUACACACAAAUAUUUCCAUAAUUUUGCUUGGAUGUGCACGCACACAUCGCACUUUCCCCAUUUUAAAGGAGUAUCCUGUUGGUUUCUUUGCAGUCGUUGUUAGUGCAUUGGAAGGAAAAGAUUGCAAAGAAUCUGUGAGGGCGAUUGCAGAAAGCGUUGAUCUGUCAGAAGAGCAGCUCACUUCCCUCAUCUCUGGCAUGUAUACUCUUCUCAGAGAGGCCCUGCGGCUUCCCUUAUUGACUUUCAAACAAGAAGUUUUUAAGGAAGAUCUUCAGGAGCUUAGGAUACCAGAAGAGCUCAUCAUGGACUUUGCUAGUGUGGUCUUUGGUAACAGGCGUCCUGUUGUUGAAGCCACAACUACGAAACAAGGAAAUAAGCUGCCAAGUGUUAAUGACAUUAAGUGGAGAGUGGAUGUGGCUAUAUCCACAAGUUCACUGGCCCGGGCAUUGCAACCGUCCAUUUUAAUGCUGCUGAAGCUUUCGGAUGGGACAGCUCAUCGCUUUGAAGUGCCAGUUGUAAAGUUUCAAGAAUUAAGGUACAACGUUGCCCUGAUAUUGAAGGAAAUGAAUGAUCUGGAGAAAAGAAGCAUUCUGAAAAUUCAGGACUGAACACUUCCAAACUGCAAAUUAAUAGAACCAGUUGGAAAACCUGAAAGAGAAUUGUGAAAUGCAAAAUAAAGAUUCAGCACCAUUUUGCAUGUUAUCAGUAUUGUAACAUAACAUUUCUAACAUCUGCUGUAAAUAUUUUUCAAUUAAAGUGUUAAAAGCC
Chrysemys picta bellii (western painted turtle) is the source of this 925-nucleotide messenger RNA. Lineage: Eukaryota; Metazoa; Chordata; Testudines; Emydidae. The record is from RefSeq and is a predicted model, not a curated record.